This is a messenger RNA of Neurospora hispaniola, 1134 nucleotides long. RefSeq lists its product as uncharacterized. Lineage: Eukaryota; Fungi; Ascomycota; Sordariomycetes; Sordariales; Sordariaceae. The transcript has 3 exons. The record is from RefSeq and is a predicted model, not a curated record. Bases 1 to 1134 code for a protein of 377 amino acids.
AUGAGACCCUUUCUUCCUCACGACGUUCUCUACUGCAUUAUCCACUACUUCUGCGUCCUCCACCUUCCCACGGCCUGCGAAAUUCUCGACCAUGACUUCCACUCCCACCCUUCCGUUCAACAACUUCUGCAAUUUUGCUUCGUCUCCAAAGCCUUCUACCACGCUGUUAUGCCGCACAUCUUGAAGCAUGUCCCGCUAAGCUUUCAUGAAUUUGAUCGUUGGCCGCAAUGCUUGCAGUUUUGGUCUAGUAAUGAGACGGAAGAUUUGAGGGUGAAGGUGAGGAGGCUGAAGAUUGCUGUCAAGAGCCAUGGAAUUUCGAAGUAUUGCUUUGUCGAGAAGAAUACCCCACAGAAUCAAGCGCUGGCUCUUUCUGCAGCCAAGGAGCGGCAACUACGAGCUUUGAUGGUUGAUUUGAUGAAUCAGCUCGAACUGCCCAUGGUUGGAUUACCCAGCCUGAGGGAGUUGAUUUUUAGCGUUGACACAUUCACCAACGUUUACAGUGACGAUUUCGUUGUCAACAGAACCAUCCCUGACCUUGUUCUUAGGAUUGUCAGGGAUUUUGGGUGUGCCUUGAGCAACGGGAGGUUCGACCACUUGACCAGCCUGAGGGUGAAGGCGCCUGCAGACCAGCUCGUGGAGAUUCUAUUGGACGCAACGAGAUCGAAGCAGCUUUGCGUGAACUUGAAGACGGUUCAUUGUGAUAGAUGUCAGGCGAUCGGCUCCGUGGAAGAUCAGGAUGCAGUGAUGGCCGCCGAAGAGGCGGUUCUGACCUUGGUGGAGCUGUGUCCUAACCUGAAAGAACUUUGUCUUUUCACAUUUCACGAAAUGCCCCAGCUUCAUCCGGAAAACACGGGCUUAGACAAGCUGAUUGUGGGCAGGGUUCUUGUCAAAAAGUGGAAGCCGUUGGCAUUUUUGGAGGACUUGGUGGCGCCCCAUACAUCAGUGGAACUUGAGGACGUCACGUUCGCGCGCAGACGUCUUAUGAGAGACGUCCCGAUUGUGUUUACACCAUCAUGGGGCCAGUACAAGCUCAUACGCCCCGAUUACGAGCUUUUGCAAAAGGAGCUAGAGUGUCACAGCUUACAGGUCAUGGAGGGAGGUAGGCUCGUCUUCCAAGGGCCAACGGCGCUGUGA